UCAUCAGUGUGCGCCGGCUCCGACUUUCCGUGACAGCGCUUCCGCACAGCGUCCAGAGCGCAGCAUAACCUAAUCCGGCUUUUUACCCCCGAGCGGAGGGACACAGCGGCGGAGGAGCUGUGGUCCGGCUCCGAGUCGCGGUGGCAGAGACACGUGGUCAGAGACGGACUUCCGCUGGGUUUAUGCUUUUACUCUUUUAUUUCUAACGUCUAGCAGUGGAGACAUGUCCAGAUCCGCGAAGAAGAACGGCAUACCUGACAGGUGCGUGUCAGCCUACAGCUCCGCGCAUGCACAGGUGGCUCGAUUACUCGCCGGUUGGUAAACGCCUCCGCGGGACUCGAUUCAUCGCCUUCAAAGUUCCUCUGAAGCAGUCUCUGAGCCGCCAGCUGCCGCACUCUGAUGUGUUUGGCCCCUGGGAGCUGCUAGAUGCUGUCAGCAGCGAGGAGGAGGAGCUUGGGCUGAUCAUCGACCUCACUUUCACCACACGUUACUACAGGCUCGAGGACAUUCCCAGGUCCCUGCUGUGUGUGAAGAUCUUCACGCGAGGUCACGAGGUUCCCAGUGAUGACACCAUCCUGAGCUUCAAACGCGCCGUCCACAGCUUCCUGCGGGAGAAUAAGGAGAACGAUAAGCUGAUCGGAGUGCACUGCACCCACGGCCUGAACCGCACCGGGUACCUGAUCUGCAGGUAUCUGAUUGAUGUGGAUGGGAUGGACCCCAGGGAGGCGGUGCAGCUGUUUAACUCAUCCCGCGGUCACGCCAUCGAGAGGCAGAACUACCUGCAUGACCUGCAGCACGGGCGCAGGAGGAGUAACGAACGGAUGGAGGAGGUGGAGCAGGAGCCAAUGAGAGGUCAAGCUGUUCAUCGCCCGCUUUCCAGUUUGCCAAGCGAUGACUGCGAUCAGGAGAGGCGCGCACACGCUCAAAAGUUCUGGCACCACAGACCUCCACGACGAGGGAACGUCCACCUUCAUCACCGCCCUCCUCAACGUGACUUUCUCCCCCCUCCUCCGCCAUCGCUCAACCCGUAUCGAUGGACACGUCCUCAGGCGGAUAAUCAGUGGAGGAGACCGCCACACUUGGAGGAUAGCCGUGUGGGGAACCCUCAGUGGAGGCCAGGCGCCGCAACGCUGGACACGUGGAGAACUCCUCCUCCGAUCCUCCCUCGCUACUCACCACGCUGGACUGCUGAAGGCUAUGGAGUGCCUGAGGAGGAGUGGGCGGGGCCACAAAUGAGACACAGCGACAGCAGACAUAUACAGGGAGGCAGAGCAAGCGGAUACGACCACUAGAUUUUAUUUGAUAGAAGAAGAAUGGACAUAGGUGAUGUGGCCUUUUAAGGACGUUAGUGUUUGAAUGAGAAUAUUUAAACAGGAAUUAAAAUUAACGCUGCUGAAGUCCACUUCAGCCAAUCACAGCGCAGUUCAAAUGUCGUCAUUAUUACUUUGAUAACCUCGCUCUAGCUUCCAAGACUGACAUUUGAUGUGCGUGUGUGUGCCACAUGUCUGAAGGUCAGAGUUCAGGGUGAAGAGUGGAGAGUGAUUUAAAGUUUCAUGUUUUCAUGAGUGAAUAAGAAGAAAAUGAAACAUGUUGUUUGUGUGCUUGUUUUAUUAAAUGAAAGCUGAAAAUGUUGUGUGUC
Neolamprologus brichardi is the source of this 1639-nucleotide messenger RNA. RefSeq names its product dual specificity phosphatase 11 (RNA/RNP complex 1-interacting) (gene dusp11). Gene Ontology annotation, molecular function: polynucleotide 5'-phosphatase activity. The record is from RefSeq and is a predicted model, not a curated record. Gene Ontology annotation, biological process: protein dephosphorylation. Lineage: Eukaryota; Metazoa; Chordata; Actinopteri; Cichliformes; Cichlidae.